Molecule: messenger RNA, 904 nt
Organism: Drosophila ananassae
Lineage: Eukaryota; Metazoa; Arthropoda; Insecta; Diptera; Drosophilidae
Exons: 3
Coding region: 200-844 (214 amino acids)
Source: RefSeq, a predicted model, not a curated record
UCUACCAUCUGAUGGUUUGUUGUGACUAUUUGCUGGUAAAUUAGGUUGAAGCAUGCAAGUGUCCUUUGUCAACUGGACAUAUUUAUGUCAACGCCGCAUGCAAUUUAAAUCAAUAAUCGCAGGGAAAGCGCCAUUGUUGGAGGUCCUGCAGGACGCCACGGUCAGUUCAAAUUUGCAAGGCUGAGAGAAAAGUUCAUUAAUGGAAUUGCGUACAAAAGUGGCUAUUUUUCCCGUUGUCCUGGUGGGAUUUUUGCUCUCCAUGGGCGAUGGGUAUCUGAAGAAUGUUCGCGUGGAGGAGAUUCCAUUCGCGGGACAACAGGUAGCCAGGAGCAGUAGCCGAGCCAGCGGCAUCCACCUCAUAUCCAGUAUCGAGCACCAGCGCACCUUUUUGCACCUCUUUCAUGUGCCCUAUAUCAUCUGCUUUUACGCUGCCAAGGGAAAGUGGCCGUAUGUCCCAGGAUUCAUGAAGUACCGAGUGGAUAAUGCAGCUCGCAGUUUCUUUCACCAGAACGACAGCUUCAUCAAACAGUUUUGUACAAAGUGGAUCCAGGUGAAGGAGUGUUUUCGCCCCAUUUUCGACAAAUCCAACACCACUAGCUCCGAGGCGGAUGUAGAGACCCUGGAUGCUAAGAUCCAGAAUCAGCGAUGUGACUGCGACAAACUGCUCUCCACGGAGGCCCCAGUGCCUGUGGUAUACUUUGACAAAAACUACAUUGGAAACGUAAGCACUGAGACUAUCAUGAAUACGAUCGAGUUUCUUGAGAGCUUCCUGCCGCCGCCCACUAAAAAACAUAAACGCAAGAAUCGUGUAAGAGGUCGCUUGGAUGAAAUUGAUAUUGAUUAAUGAUUUUUACUCAAAACUUAAAAUUGGCCCCAAUAAAGGAAUUCAAAUUAGCCCGCUAAA